This is a messenger RNA of Ogataea polymorpha, 1401 nucleotides long. RefSeq lists its product as uncharacterized. Gene Ontology annotation, molecular function: ditrans,polycis-polyprenyl diphosphate synthase [(2E,6E)-farnesyl diphosphate specific] activity. The coding region runs from base 1 to 1401 and encodes 466 amino acids. The record is from RefSeq and is a predicted model, not a curated record. Gene Ontology annotation, cellular component: dehydrodolichyl diphosphate synthase complex; endoplasmic reticulum membrane. Lineage: Eukaryota; Fungi; Ascomycota; Pichiomycetes; Pichiales; Pichiaceae. The transcript has a single exon.
AUGUCCGAAGAUGUGCCUGAAGAGCUUUCGUCGGCCGUCUCAAGCCAGUCCUCCAUCAUAAAGCCUAGCAUUCUGCCCUCAGACACACGGUUUUUCACUUUCAAGAUAUUUGGCGGAGCUGGUCAUAAUCCUGCGCCCAUCAAACUCGAGGAUGUGAUUGUGGCUGGGUCGAACUUGGAGCUUCUAGCAAACGCAAACACGUGGGGGUUGCUACAGUUUAGAUUACGGCGGCAAUCACUCAAGAGAUUGCAUCAACUCUAUGGUUUAUUACUUGAUCUAUGGAGCUGGGUCCAAUGGACGCUGCUAAUCUUGGAUGUGUACUUUUGGUGGCUUGUCUACUCUCUAGGAAUUUUCACCUCGUCUGUGGAUAAACAGUUGGAGCCUGGAACUGCGUUUCCUCAGAUGUCCAACGAACCUCCAUCUAGAGUUAGGAGAAUAUUGCAGUUACGUACCACAAUUGGCAACCACGCACUAGCGCACUCGCUGGCAACAAGCAUACCAAAGAGCCAACUGAGGGUCAGACAAGCACUGGCAGGGAAACGGGUCCCCAAACAUUUGAUGGUCAUCUACGAAUUGAAUCCGUUGGUUGUCCCCCCUCCCAGAGAAUUGCCCACUCCUUACUUGACGGCCGAAAAAAAGAUUGUGGUCCCCGAUAAAAAAGUGAUUUCCCAGGUGCUAUCGGAGAGAGCCGAGUGGGCAGCGGCUCAUCAUACGCACAAGGCCUCAGAGGUUAUGAGAGUAUGUGCGGAAUCUGCGAGGCUGGCCUCAUGGGCGCUAUUCUCAGGAGUGAAGUACCUCACGCUCUACGAAAGAAGUGGCAACCCGUGGAAAAAUUUGGAGAGACUGGGGUCAAUGAUUCAGGCAGAGAUAUCAGCAUUGAGUGACACCGAUUCUUUGAAGAAGACCUGGAUUAAGCUGGUAAGAGUAAACAACGCCGAAACCAUUACAAUAGAGAACAACGAGAUACACCAUGAAUCGCCGGACAGAUCAUCAGGCGAGGAGAGUGGGCUUGCAAAAAUACAGCCGGCACCGGCCAGCUCGCAGCUGGAAUCGGCCCAAAUCUCAGAGACUUAUAGUGCUGGGGACGGACUGACGAUUAUGUUGGUGAGUGAGGAAGAUGGUGGGCAGAGAAUGGCAAAGAUGGUCAGAAAGUUUGUGCAAUUCAAUGGCAACGUGUCUGACGUAGAGUCGUAUGUAGAUAAGGAGCUGGCUGUGCUGGAUUCGCCGGAACUGAUCAUAAAGUUUGCCAGAAGACGCGGAAUGCCACAGUCUCUAAGUGGGGCGCCAAUCUACAACUUUGAGAACCGUCCGUUGUUUGCAGUCUCACGGGACCACACCAACUUCCCUUUCUUCAUAAAAGCUGUCGACUUAUACUCGCAAGCCACAGCUAAAAAGGAAUAA